GUCAACACCGUAAAAAAAACUCAAAUUUGAAGUUGAUGGUAAUUGAAAUAAUAUAUUUUAUUGUAUUAUUAGUGAUUUUUGUAUCUAUUUUCAAUCGAGCCUACUUCUUUAUAAUUUAUAGUUGCAGGAUAUUGUUUAAAAUGGAGCCCGAAGAUGCUAAGUAUAUGAGAACGGAACGAAAACCUGGUUCUAUCGACGUUCACCCCAAUUUUGAUGCUAUCGUUCUGAAUUAUGAACUGGAUGUUCAGAUUUUGGCGUCUAAAGAAAAUGCCAUUUAUGGUGAAAAGAAGAACCUCAAAAAAAUCAUUGAUCUACCUAUGAUCAAUAGUAGAACAGAUUGCCAUGCAAUGUCCAAAGAAAUUGUUAACCAGUGUGACUUGAUACACCAUUCUCGACUUGCUGAGGUUGAACAAAUCAUAUAUUAUUUAAAAAAGAGAAAACUUCAAAAUGGCAUUAAGGGUGCUUCAAUUAAUUUGGGAGAAAUGGACAAGAGUACAGAAAAAACUAGUAAUGGCAACUUGGAACCAAAUUACAAUAAUUUGUCCGACUACAUUGAUCUUUUGUACGAAGGAAUGACCGAAAAGAUUAAAGGGGCUCAGUUGAUACAACUACUAGCUAGAGAUCCCGAAAAUUUAGAAGCUUUGGCCAGAAACGAAACAUUGAUAAGUGCUCUAGGACGUGUUUUAAGAGAAGAUUGGAAAAGAAGUAUUUCGCUGAGCACUCACCUGGUUUUUACUUUUUUCUGUUUUUCAAUGUAUUCUUGCUUCCAUGAUGUCAUUUUAAAGUGUAAGGUUGGAUCGAUAUGUAUGGAUAUUAUCGAUUAUGAAUUGAGAAGAUACGACCGAUGGAAAGCUGAUUUUGAAGGGUCCGAAGUUCCCUCCGACAUACCAAUUGUGAGAAAGCCGUGCCCAAGCAGUGCCAGUAUGUCCGAAAUUCCAAGAAGCCGCAUUCCCGAGCCUGUUCGUCCCAAGUCGGGCAACUUCACGGAUACUAAUUUAUCCCAAAUUAUGGAAGGCAGUAUUUAUGAAGAUCUCACUAAUUCAAUGGAAUGUAUAGACGAUAAGAAAUUAACCGACGAACAGAAACUGAAGAGAUUCCGAACUCUAGUCAAGAAGCAAGAACACUUGCUUCGCGUUGCCUUUUACUUGCUUCUGAAUAUAUCCGAAGACGAAACUGUGGAGGAAAAGAUGUCGAAGAGAAACAUUGUUGGCCUUUUAGUUAAGGCCCUGGAUAGAGACAAUGACGACUUACUCAUAUUGGUCAUCACGUUCCUCAAAAAGUUAUCUAUAAUGCAAUGCAAUAAAGAUGCCAUGAGCAGUCUGAAUGUUGUCGAAAAGUUGCCUCGCAUGCUCGACUCCAAUAGUGCCGAUCUAGUCCAUUUGACUCUGAAGCUUCUGUUCAAUCUAUCGUUUGACAAUAAAGUCAGAUUCAGAAUUAUGAAAGCAGGAUUACUGACGAAAAUUAUGAGUCUUUUGAGCGAUGACAAACAUCAAGAAAUUGUUCUGAAAAUAUUAUAUCACUUGAGUUAUGAGGACGAAGUCAAACACCAGUUUGUUGAUUGCAUUGGACUAAUCACAGACAUGCUGCUUUUGAGUGUCGGAAAUGAAAAUGAUAAGGCAAUGGUUGCGCUAUGUAUCAAUUUAGCUACUGAUCCUUCCAAUACCAAGCAUAUUAUCAAAAAAAACAGACUUCAGUCCUUGAUGAUGCGAGCAUUUACUUUUCAUGAUGCAAUGCUCAUGAAAAUGUUGAGAAACAUUUCGGAUAACCCUUCUUCUGCACCUUCAUUCAUAGAGUUUGUUGGCGACAUAGCUAAAGCCAUUGUUGAUUCGAAAGACGAAGAUUUCGUUCGAGAGUGUAUUGGCAUUUUGAGUAAUAUACACCUACCUGAUUUAGAUUGGGCAGAAAUAUUCAGACACUUUGAUAUGGUGAAGUGGGUAAAAACUGUUAUUACCAGUAAUAACACAGAUGCUGAAAUGGUUUUGCAUGUUGUUAUUCUUCUGGGCACAGCAGCAUCUGACGAAGGAUGUGCAAAAUUGCUUUGCGAAACAAAUAUUCUAGGUUUGCUAAUAGAUUUACUAAAAACGCAUCAAGAAGAUGAUGAGAUCGUACUUCAGAUCGUAUACGUAUUUUUUGUGACAUUAGCACAUGGAUCAAAUAUUGAUUAUAUAGUAAGCAAAACAGGUGAGUUCCUGCAUUCAGAUCUAAGGCUUAUCUAAAUAAAAGAUUUCAUG
Molecule: messenger RNA, 2231 nt
Organism: Leptinotarsa decemlineata (Colorado potato beetle)
Lineage: Eukaryota; Metazoa; Arthropoda; Insecta; Coleoptera; Chrysomelidae
Gene: Kap3
Product: Kinesin associated protein 3
Biological process (GO): cilium organization; microtubule-based movement
Cellular component (GO): ciliary transition zone; axoneme; kinesin II complex
Molecular function (GO): kinesin binding
Source: RefSeq, a predicted model, not a curated record